Doryrhamphus excisus (bluestripe pipefish) is the source of this 4864-nucleotide messenger RNA. NCBI's taxonomy places the organism in Eukaryota, Metazoa, Chordata, Actinopteri, Syngnathiformes, Syngnathidae. The record is from RefSeq and is a predicted model, not a curated record.
UGCAUAUUUAAGCUAAUGUUACAUAUUAUUGCCCAAUUUUGCCAUUUUCAAGUAUAAAAAUUGCUAAAUUAAGUAAUACAAAUAUAAGGCAUAAUGAAGAUGCAUUCAAAGUCAUUGGUAAUAUGUAGCAUUCAGUCAUUUUCUGUAAUGUUAGGUGAGACACACAAUAACCAGAUCGCCAGAACAACAGACUUUUAUUGCAGGUUUGAAUUAUCUCACAACAGGCACAAUAAUCUCUAUUAAAAACAUUCUUGAGUUCUUGUUGCUGCCGUAAUCCAUGGCAAGAUGAAACUCAACUCUGAACCCCAGAUGUCACUUCCUGUUUGCCAUUCAGUCUGCUUCCCAAGGCAACACAUUUAUAGCAAGAUAUACAAGUACAAGUCUUAUGUAUGUCUUCUAUGGCUUAUUCAUUCAUUCAUUUUCUGCCGCUGGAGCCUAUCCCAGCUGUCUGCGGGCGAGAGGCAGAGUACACCCUGGACUGGUCGCCAGCCAAUCACAGGGCACAUAUAGACAAACAACCAUUCACACUCACAUUUAUACCUAUGGACAAUUUGGAGUCGCCAAUUAACCUAGCAUGUUUUUGGAAUGUGGGAGGAAACCCACACAUGCACGGGGAGAACAUGUAAACUCCACACAGAGAGGGCCGAGGGGGAAAUUGAACUUCGGUCUCCUAGCUGUGAAGCCAGCGCGCUAACCACAGCGCCUCUUAUGGCUUAUUGUCUACUAUAUUGGGUAGACACACAAGUGUAAAUGUGACUAUAGGGGUGCUAGUUUAUGUCUAAAGGGCUCUAAUAAUGUUAAAAAUCCUAUUUAGAAGGUCAUAUACAGGUUUCUAGCCUUUGCCAGAAAAUAAUAAUAAUAUUAGUUUUAUUUGUAAUCCCACUGUGUGUAAAUUUGGCAGUCAACAUGCAACAGAGGUGUCCAAAAUCAUUCAACACAAAAUGUUGUCUUUAAAUCGUUUUUUUUUAGCCUUGUUACAAAAUAACAAAAUGGUCCCCAACGUCCUUCAGUUCUUUUGUAUGUGGCCCUCAGUGGAAAAGACAUAAAUCCUUCCCUCUAAUCUGUUAGGACUAAAGAGUGCGUUUGAGGACAAAGAGGGAACAAUGCAGGAAGAAAGCGAGAGAGAAACACUACCUCUCUUUGUUUAACUCUUGUCACAUUCUCACCUGUCGUCCCUCCAUCAAUUCCCCAGCAUCCUGUGCCAGGAAGGUGUCAGCACACACCGCCUGCGUCUCUGCAUGGUUUAACGUCACAGCUAUGGCAGCUCUUAGGCACAAUUUAUAGCCAGAAGCAUCUCAGCGUGUAUUAUCAUGCUGUGUAUUUAAAGUGAUUUAUACGACAAAAGAAAAAAGGCUGGGACCACCUGUGCCGCAGUGAUGAUAAGUCACUGCCAUGCUUUAUACCAAAGAUGGUCUAGAAUAAAAGAUGAAGCCUUACUAGCUCCACCAAUGGUAUAAAAUUAGAUUUAAAUUAGUAUUUUACUCCAUUUAGCUAUUUUUAUGCUUGAAAAUGCUGAAUUGAGGAAAAGUGUGAAGCAGUUGUCCUAAUGCGCCGUUCUUCUCAGUUGAUCUCUCACCCACAGUCCCUUUUGCCACCAAACCAAACAGUAUAAGCAGUACAGAAUGGUUAAAAUAACCAAACUGUGUCAUAGAAACACUUUCUCCUUCAUUCAUAAUGAGCUCACUUUAAUUUACCCAUGUGUUUCUUGCAGCCAUGUCUGAUAUAGAAGAGGAAUACGAAGAGCAGGAGGAGGCGGAGGAGGUGGAGGAGCAGCAGUAUGAAGAGGAGGAUGAAACUGAGCAGCCAGAUGAGGAAGAGGAGGAGGAGGAGGAGCACGUGGAAGAAGAUGAAACAGAGGAGGAACGUCCCAAACCCAAACCAAUGGCCCCUCAACUUGCCCCCCCAAAGAUUCCUGAAGGGGACAGAGUGGAUUUUGAUGACAUCCACAGAAAGCGAAUGGAGAAAGACUUACUGGAGCUGCACACACUGAUUGACGUCCACUUUGAACAGAGGAAGAAGGAUGAGGAAGAACUAAUCGGCCUCAAGGAUCGAAUUGAGCGUCGUCGGUCAGAGCGUGCAGAGAUCCAAAGAGUCAGAGCGGAAAAGGAGAAGGACCGACAGAACAGGAUUGCGGAGGAACGUCAGAGAAAAGAGGAAGAGGAGGCCAAGAGAAAGGCUGAUGAUGAUGCCAAGAAGAAGAAAGUGCUAUCUGGCAUGGGGGCAAACUUUGGAGGCUUCCUAGCCAAGGCUGAGUUGAGGAAAGGCAAGCGUCUGACUGGCCGAGAGAUUAAGAAGAAGACUCUGGCCGAGAGGCGUCAGCCGCUGGCUAUCGACAAUUUGAGAGAGGACUCACUCAGGCAACAAGCCCAAGAGUUGUGGAACUGGAUUUACCAGCUGGAGUCUGAAAAGUUUGACUACAUGGAGCACAUGAAGCACCAGAAAUACGAAAUCAUCGUGCUCCUGAACAGAAUCCAACAUGCUCAGAAAUUUAAAAAAGGGCAAGGCAAAGGAAAAGUGGGCGGCCGCUGGAAGUAAAAGGUCGAAUGAAAGAUAUCUCAAAUGUAAAAGUACACAAGAAUCUACUGUAGUACUUUCCUGUGUGUGAAACUGAUUGUUGAUAAUGUAUUAUAAUAAAAUAAGGCCCAAUCUUUGUUUAAGAUUCAUUUUAACUCCACCAAGUGCAAAAAGACAUAUUUAUGUGACCCAUCAGAUCCAGCAGAUGGUGCUGUGGUGAAGCAGAAAUGGUUGGAUGAUGGAUGGCGUACUGGCCAGUACUACGAACAGUGUUGGGCAAUCUACUUUAAAUUUAGUUAUGUUUUGCUUUUUUUUUGCCCAACGUUAUUGGUCAUCCUGUCAAGGUUCGUAUUUUGUAUUGCCUUUAAGCUAUAUGAUACAGUAAAGUAUAUGUGUAAUUGUGUCUCCUGCAUGGCACCACCCUGUUUAAUUCCUGCUGCACAUGUUUGGCCCACAGUGUAGACAAGGACUAAAGAGGACACCCUGCUAAUCCAGUCUUUCACCAGCUGCAACACACACGCAUGUACACACAUAAAGGAUGUGCUGCCGUGUGAAAGUAAGUGAAAUAUCAUUUUUCAGCAACAUCAGGAACAGUCGUCACAGUUUAAUAUACAUCAGAACCAAACUAUAAGAGGAUUUAUACUGUUCUCAGGCAUCAAUUUGUAUUUAUUUUUUGUAAGAAUUGGUACUGGUGACAAGACAGCAGUGUGACAAAUAACCAUCUGUCACUUGGUCAUUGUGAAAUAUUCAAUUUAUUAAUUUGGUUUUAUGUACAUUGACACCGUAUGACACACAAUCACAUACAAUACAUAUCCAGCGUUCAUAUUCAAACACCAUGAAACAGAAUGAAUACAAAUAUGUAACUAAACACUAUUUUACAUGAAAGUAGGGAUGCUCCAAUCAGUAUCGGCCGGCAAGAGCAGCCUCUCUCAAAGGUGGAAGACACCAAUUUUCUGAUUCAAAAUUAUGUUAUCCCUCCCCCAUUGAUUACUAAUUCAUACAUUCAUGUUAUACCGCUUAUCCUCACGAGAGUCGCGUGGGGUGCGGGAGCCUAUCCCAGCUGUCUUUGGACAAGAGGCGGGGUACACCCUGGACUGGUCGCCAGCCAAACACAGGGCACAUAUAGACAAACAACCAUUCACACUCACAUUCAUACCUAUGGACAAUUUGGAGUCGCCAAUUGACCUAGCAUGUUUUUUUGAAUGUGGGAGGAUACCGGAGUACCAUUUAUUAAUUUUAUUAGUAAUGAAAACAUUUUUGGGUCCCCUGUGGAUUAAAUGUAUAAUUAAUCCAUGUGAUCGCUAUCAACCGAUUUUAGUCCUGGAUGAUUGGUAUCAGAAUCAGCAGCAUGCAACCCUGAUCGGAGCACCCCUAGUAAAGACAUAAAGAAACGGGGGUGAAACAUGUCGGAAGUCAUAACAAUGCAAACUCAAAAGGAACAAUGUUAACUUUGCCUCACCUAUUUUAAGGCAGGGGUGUCCAAAAUCCGUCUCGGAUGCCAUUUUCAUCAUUAUCUCUGAAUUUUUUAGGCUUAUCUCUGUACUUUUUUGGUAUAUUCCAGCCUUUCUAAUGAGUGGGUUGUAUCUUCAGGUGUAGCUAAUGUAAUUUUCUUCAUCCUUUUCCUUGUUCUACAUGUUCUUUUACAUCUUUUACUUAGUAGAGUGGUGUCUUUCGUCUUUCUUUCUUUCUUUCUCUUUGAUUUUCAUGUUGUUUUCACUUCUAAACGAGCCUCUAAACUCCUACCCAAUUCAGUGCAAUUUGAAUUAUUAAUAUCAUAGGACACACCUGGGCAACACAACACACCUGUCCAGCCACAUGUUCCAAUACUUGUGUCAAAUAAUGGACAAAGUUUGGACACUCCUGCAUUAAGCAUUGUCACAUGAUCCAAAAUGUCCUAUAAUUAAAUAUGUAUAGUUCGUACAAUAACAAUCAAGGUACAAAGUGAUAGUUGCAUUUAUUCUAAACAUACUUAUAUAUUAAUAAUAAUAUAUUUCACCAUCCUAAACUGAUGUAAGACAUGUCCGCCCUGUGACAAUCAGGACAUUUUUUUUUUUUACACAAGAAUGCGCAGCAUGUGAAGUAUCGAUUAUGUGAAACACUUUAUAGAGCGACAAGUGACGAUCCCUUCAAAGGGUUGUUUAAAUAUUAUAGAAUAAUAGACAAUGACUCUGUGUACAGUGUGUGUGUUUAGCGAAUGGGUGCCUUCAGAGCAGCAUCGACCUCCUCUUCUGGCUGCAAGGUGUGCCACUGAGCCACCGGACGCCUCGGAUUGGCCAACAUGUCGGACCAGUGGCGUAGCCCAACGCCUGAGGCGCCGUAGCCGAUCCAGCACUUGCCGAUGGGGUCGUUA